This is a messenger RNA of Camelus dromedarius (Arabian camel), 3598 nucleotides long. RefSeq names its product leiomodin 1 (gene LMOD1). NCBI's taxonomy places the organism in Eukaryota, Metazoa, Chordata, Mammalia, Artiodactyla, Camelidae. Gene Ontology annotation, molecular function: tropomyosin binding; actin binding. The record is from RefSeq and is a predicted model, not a curated record. Gene Ontology annotation, cellular component: striated muscle thin filament; cytoskeleton; myofibril. Bases 1168 to 3105 code for a protein of 645 amino acids. Gene Ontology annotation, biological process: pointed-end actin filament capping; muscle contraction; myofibril assembly. The transcript has 5 exons.
UCUUCGCACACAUCAUCGUAUUUAAUGUAUGUAGUAACGCCAUAACCCUGUGCAGCAUUUUUUUCUCUAGGUGGGUACUUUUAAGAACCUCAGUUUCCAUCUCCUAAGGUUCAGAGAGGUUAAAUGCCUUGCUUGAGGUCACACAUCUCAGAUUUGAGCCCAUGUCAUUCGACUCCAGAGGCCAUGGCCUUAUCUGCCACACUAUACUGCCACCCUAUAUUCCUGAAAAUGUGACUUUCCUGGGGUCAUUCAGCCCAGAUGAGAGCCACCCUGAGCAUAAGUUAAACUGGUGCUGCUUCCCUGUGCUUACACACAGCACACAGUUUGGCCAGAGCUUGGGUCUCUUUUCCUUACUUCCUUCCUCUCCCCAUCCAUCUCGCACAAGAGUGCUGGUUUUUCUCUGAGGACCAGGCCAUCCCAUAAUCCCCUGAUACUCAGGAUUAACUUGUCUCCGGGGGAAGUGGAUUCCAAGCUUGGAUAACCAUUGCCCCCCACAGAGUGUGUGGGGCGGUGGUCCGCCGUUGCAGGGGCUGGAGGAGGCUGUACUCCUGACUACGGGUUCCGGAAUCCUCCCGCCUGCUGGCCAUGAUGCCUUUGGCUUUCAGUCUGCGAGGACUCACACAGAGCCCGGGGCUGCAGGGAGCAAAAGGCGUCAGACUGACGCGUCAGAAGAGCCAGCUGUUCGGAACUGUGGGACCGCUUUGCCUUAUGGCAGAGAAGAUACAGGGUUUGUGGUUAGAAACCUUUGGUUAGGAGGCUGUGAGUCCUGCCCUUUAAGUGUGGAAGCUGUGACUUUGUUUUCCGAGUGUGUUCCUAGAACCCGAAGGAAGAGACAGCUGCCGAAACCAGGUGGCCCGGGGACUGAAUGACCCCUUCUCGGGGAGAAAGUCCUGGGAGGCUGGAAGAGCUGCUUUCAGCUGACAGGCGACCGAUGAGAAGUUGGCUGAGUUGGCUCUGGCGCCGGGCAUCCCAGAUGGUGACGCCUCUUCUCGGCCAGAGUGCGAGCAGAGACAGGAGUGCGGGCGGAGGUGCUGUGCGUGCGGGUGGGGCCCCUUCGCCCCACACCUCUUCUGGAGCCCGCCUCAGGCCAGCUCAAGGCUCAGCCUGCCCGCCAGGCCACCCACUCCUUCUCCCGAGAGGCGCGGCAGUGCUGUCCUUGUUUCACAGAUGGUGAUGGCGAGUCCCGGAGAAGGAAGCAGCCGGAACCCGUGUCGGGUGAGCGAGGACCCUGACAUCGACAGCCUGCUGUCCACCCUGUCCCCCGAGGAGAUGGAGGAGCUGGAGAAGGAGCUGGACGUGGUGGACCCAGACGGGAGCGUUCCCGUGGGGCUGCGGCAGAGAAACCAGACGGAGAAGCUGUCCACGGGCGUGUACAACCGGGAAGCCAUGCUCAACUUCUGUGAGAAGGAGACCAAGAAGCUCAUCCAGAGGGAGACGUCCACAGAUGAGGGCAAGCAAGUGGAGACCAAGACAGAUGCCAAGAACGGAGAGCAAAGGGGCAGGGGUGCCAGCAGAAAGCCCCUGGGCCCCAGGCAGGACUCGGACCAGGGGAGGGAGCCACAGAGCGGUGGUUUGAAGAAAAGCUUCUCAAGAGACAAGGAAGAAGCUGAGGGCAAAGGUGCAGAGAGGCCCAAGGAGGAGAAAGUCAUCAGGGGCCUGGAGAAGGGCCGGGUCAGGGCCGCGGUGGACAAGAAGGAGGCCGGGAAGGGGGGGCGGGCAGACGAGGAGACUGCGGCCCCCAGGAGGGACGAGGACAGGCAGGGGGCUGAAAGGAGUGCAGGGGGGAGCAGAGACAGGGGGCGGAAGGGGGCGGACAGGAAGGAGGCGAGCGAGAGAGAGGAGGCUGCAAAGGUGAAGGGGCCCAGCCAGGGCGUGGGUGCCCGGACGGAGGCCGAGAAGGUGGAGAGAGGGGGUGGCAGCGUGCUCGCGGGGAAGGGGGCCGAGAGAGCCAGGAGAGACGAGGCCCCCAGCCCAAAGGCCCCCGGAGAAGAGGGCAAGACGCCUGCACCAGAGAGGCCGGCCCCCGGGGCCCCCGCCAAGGCCGAGGAGGAGGCAGCCCCCAGCAUCUUCGACGAGCCCCUGGAGAGGGUGAAGAGGAACGACCCAGAGGUGACAGAGGUCAACGUGAACAACUCGGACUGCAUCACCACGGAGAUCCUGGUGCGCUUCGCUGAGGCGCUGGAGUUCAACACCGUGGUCAAGACCUUCGCCCUAGCCAACACGCGGGCGGACGACCACGUGGCCUUCGCCAUCGCCAUCAUGCUCAAGGCCAACAAGACCAUCACCAGCCUGAACCUGGACUCCAACCACAUCACCGGCAAGGGCAUCCUGGCCAUCUUCCGGGCCCUGCUCCAGAACAGCUCGCUGACCGAGCUGCGCUUCCACAACCAGCGCCACAUCUGCGGCGGCAAGACGGAGAUGGAGAUGGCCAGGCUGCUCAAGGACAACACCACCCUGCUCAAGCUGGGCUACCACUUCGAGCUGGCUGGGCCCCGCAUGACCGUCACCAACCUGCUCAGCCGCAACAUGGACCGGCAGCGGCAGAAACGGCAGCAGCAGCGGAGGGCGCAGGAGGCCGGCGGGGAGAAGGCGCUGCUGGAAGUGCCUAAGGCCGGGGCCCCCGCCAAGGGCUCUCCCAGGCCCUCCCCGCAGCCGUCCCCCAAGGCCGCCCCCAAGAACUUGCCCGGGAAAGGGGGCGGCCCGGCCGCGCCCCCGCCGCCCCCGCCCCCCCUGGCCCCACCCCUCAUCAUGGAGAACCUGAGGAACUCGCUGUCCCCGGCUACCCAGCGGAAGAUGGGCGACAGAGCCCUUCCCGCCCAGGAGAAGAACUCCCGGGACCAGCUGCUGGCCGCCAUCCGCUCCAGCAACCUCAAGCAGCUCAAGAAGUGGAGGUGCCCAAGCUGCUGCAGUAGGACCACCACGGGCUGCCAACGCCACGCUGCCCAGACCCCGCCCACCCGCCUGGCUGACCUGCUCUGCACGCCCCUGCUCUGCCAGGGGGCAGCUGGAGGCCGGGCCAGCUCCGGGAAGGACGCCUUCUCUCUCCUCACUUUCCUUUUCUUGUCUCUGAGGCUCUCUAAAAAUACCGUUUAUAGCCGGAGCUGAGCUUUCAGGACAAGAAGAGUCCUUUCAGACCGAGAAGAUGGCACACCUGGGGCCCAUGUGGCUGGCCAGCUGCCAAAGGCCUAUGAUCCAGGAAAGAUGUCCCACAGGGACCACAGGACCCGCCCGGCCCCACUGCCCACCCAGGGUCAGGAUUCAGGCCUCUGAGGAGCCCUUGGGGCAAAGCUGCUCGGCCAGUCCUCUCUGUGCCAGGCAAGGGCAGAAGGCUGGGGGUCCAAGGGCGCAAGGCGGGAGGGGCUGAGGAUACCCCCAGACCCCUCCCAGCUAACGAGAGGACAUGACACAGGUAGUGGGCCUGGAUGGACAUGCCCGGUGGGGAGCGGGCUCCAGACGGGAGGAGGGGACAGACUGCAGCUGGACCUGAAGGUUUGAUGCCAAAGCAGACACUUCCUCACACACACCUGCUGUUGUAUGAAUAGCUGUGUCUCUGUUUUUCCAUAAGAUUUUGAUAAUAUAUACAAGCCUUUAGCUGUGA